UUCGCCUUAACACUCCACCAUAGAAUACUCGAGUCUGGCGGCUAAAUGGUCGUCAAACUCAGACGUGUCGUCAGAACGAAGCGGUGUCGUUAUCGUCUCAACGCUGCGAUGUGGCCGUUCAGAAUCGUCCAAUACGCGCACCAGCUGCACUUCACAUCCAUCUUUCAAGUACAGUUCUAGUUUCCCCGUAGUGGGCAGCGAAUAGCCUUCGUACACACAUUUAAUCAGCCAAUUUUGUGGUCCCCUGUUCAGUUUCCAUAGCGCGCUACAAAAGUCUCCGAUCGUGUUUUUUGCGUCAUCAAGGCCUAAAAGUUGCGUGUUUGCCCACUGUCUCAACGCGAAAUCAUCGCUACUUACUUUCAAUCUCAUGUUGGCGGUGAAAAUGUCUGUGUGCCCCCACUACGGCGUUCCUGCUUCUUGGUCCCUACGCUCCGGCUGGCUCCAGUGAAGCAAACCCCCGUUUUCAUGUGGGCAGAUCGUGGGGGUUGUUUUCGUAUCGAAGAGCGGAUUUCUCGAUACGUGUUCGUUACGCACAUGGUGACGUAAACUCACCACCAUACGGAUUCAGAUGGCUACUGCUGCUGGAUGUCGGAUAGGUUGGUACUGAGGGCGUUCCGGUGCCGUAGAAUGGAUUGCCGCCAUACCUCACACGGUUUUUAAAUGGUCUGUUGUAUUGACUGUGUCACCGUAUUACCGUACUGCCGUAUUAGUUUCUCCUAAAACACAUCCUAGCCUUUGGAUCCCUUUUCGUUCGCCUUACACGCUACAACAAAGCUCCGCGACAAUAUUUACUUUGGAAAGUUACUUUGUGACCCUGCGAGUCGUUUUCGGUAUCUACCGACCGGAAAUUUAGUUUGUACAUUUUUUUUCUUGUUCGUCGUGAUUAGACACAACAAAAGCCAACAGCUCUCUGCAGCCGAAUUUAGCUCCUGUGAAGUGAGUCGAGUGUUUUAUUUUUGUGUGCUUCAAGUUUGACAAGUUCACACGAUCGCCAGCGUUCAUCGCCUUACCAAAUUAAUCGCUUAACUUUAUUGAGUUCCUUUUUCUGUCCCCUGACGCGCCCUCUUUCUCCCCAUGGCAUUUCGUUAUUUUCAGCUAGCGAAACGAGACGCCAUCAAUGUGCUAGACCCUGCCGUCCGUCCUAACCAUGCCGGCGUUAUUCCAGCACCCGUGUUUGGUCUCGACAGUCACUUGUCUCCUCACGUUGGCAUCUUGCUGCCGUUGAACGGCUUCGACAUGGAGCAAGUGUGCUUCGUAUGGAGAUCGUUGACGGACUCGGGUUUCAUGGUCGAGUUUAUUAUUCCUCAUGUGCCUCACGAAAACGAUGACUCGGCGAAUCUUACCCCCCAACCAAACCAAGAUGUGCUCUCGGGUACGAAAGGUUUGUUAAAAGGACCUCCCAAGUCCGCUAAAGAAAUCUACAGUGUCUUGUGCACACUCAACGAGUUUACGCAUCCCAAUGUGCUUCAUUCGACUGGGUUCACACUAACCAAGUUUGAUGUGCUCUUCAUUACCGGUGGUGCUGGCCAGGGAGUGGAAGAAAUGAUUACCGAUCCUUUGCUCCACUCUUUGCUUGUGCCAUACCUUCGCUUGUGUUACCGCGAGAAACCCGAUAACAAUGCUGCGAAAGAGCCCAGCAAGAUUGUGUGUGCCGUGUCGCAAGGCGUCCGUGCUAUUUACGCGGCAGACCCCACAAUUCAAUUGAAGGCAACUACCAUUCCCGUGUGGAUGGAACGGUCCUCGCUACUGCUAGGCUUGCGGCCUAUAAAAGCACCGUACACGGCUCCUUCACUGCCACAGGAUCGUUACGUAGCCGGUCCGGUUGCGAAAAAGAAAUUCAUUUACGUUGAUGAAAAGUACUACUGUGUCACAGGACGCUGUAAUAACGACUCAAUCAUGCUCGCAAGAAUGGUUGUUCGUUUGUACAAACAAGCACAGCGCGAAUUGCAGCGUCACCUGAGACACCAGUCUGUUUCCAAGAAAACGGAGUCUCCGUCUUCCGACUAGCAACGUGAACGUUUUCUCUUAAUGACUGCACAAGCGGGCUCUGUUUGCUUUCGCAAUUGCUUCUUAUGUUUCUUCAUGUUUUCCCCUUUUUGUUCGCCUAAGCGCAGCAUAUGUCAUAGUGUAGCUUAUAGUGUAUUACCCUUACUAUAUCCAAAUAUGGUUCUCACCACCACGAAUGUAAAACCUGCCAACUACCAACCUACCGAAAUCAACCGCGGGAAAUUAUAUGGCUCAAUUGCA
Molecule: messenger RNA, 2247 nt
Organism: Schizosaccharomyces japonicus yFS275
Lineage: Eukaryota; Fungi; Ascomycota; Schizosaccharomycetes; Schizosaccharomycetales; Schizosaccharomycetaceae
Exons: 1
Coding region: 1075-2007 (310 amino acids)
Source: RefSeq, a predicted model, not a curated record